This is a messenger RNA of Choloepus didactylus (southern two-toed sloth), 18467 nucleotides long. It is a transcript of the gene HMCN1, whose product is annotated as hemicentin 1. The coding region runs from base 465 to 17390 and encodes 5641 amino acids. The record is from RefSeq and is a predicted model, not a curated record. Gene Ontology annotation, molecular function: calcium ion binding; axon guidance receptor activity. NCBI's taxonomy places the organism in Eukaryota, Metazoa, Chordata, Mammalia, Pilosa, Megalonychidae. Gene Ontology annotation, cellular component: plasma membrane; axon; neuronal cell body. Gene Ontology annotation, biological process: homophilic cell-cell adhesion; synapse organization. The transcript is spliced from 107 exons.
AUCAGGAGGCGAGGCCGGGCCAGGAUUCCCCUCCUCGUUCCUGAGCUGCAACAGUGGAAAGUUGCGAGACUCAGUCGCUGGCCCAGCGGGGAGAGCUGCGGCGGCGGCAGCCAGGAGGGCAGAGGGAAUCGGGCCACGGCGCUGCAGGGCUCAGAGCUGCCCCCGGGGCAUGGACCCGGCGUUCUGCCUGCGCUUGGUGACACGCUGCCCCGGGCCCGCGAGCAGAUAGCAGUCUAGAGACAGAGGAAGAAGAGACGUCCAGACAAAAGCUGCUGCAUUUCUGUUCUGCUCAGCCUCUGGAGGAAUUGGGGUUUGGUGCUUGUACACAUCUGAUUUCGCAGCUCCAAACUUUUUUGCUGGUUCAAAAGAUAUUUCAAGAGUGUAAUGAGUUACUGUGAGAGGAAACCCUCUGCCUGUUGUUGAGUGCUAAGCACAGUGCUUAGGCGCUCAGGAAAAAGAAAAAAAUGAUUUCCUGGGAAAUUGUCCACACAGUACUCCUGUUUGCUCUUCUUUAUUCUUCCCUAGCUCAAGAUGCAAGCCCCGAGUCGGAGAUCAGGGCUGAGGAAAUUCCCGAGGGGGCUUCCACUUUGGCUUUUGUGUUCGAUGUGACUGGUUCCAUGUAUGAUGAUUUAGUUCAGGUUAUCGAAGGGGCUUCCAAAAUUUUGGAGACGUCCUUGAAAAGACCUAAGAGACCGCUUUUCAACUUUGCUUUGGUGCCUUUCCACGAUCCAGAAAUCGGCCCAGUGACAAUUACCACAGAUCCCAAGAAAUUUCAGUAUGAACUCAGAGAGCUAUAUGUUCAGGGUGGUGGUGAUUGUCCAGAAAUGAGUAUUGGAGCUAUAAAAAUUGCAUUGGAAAUUUCUCUUCCUGGUUCUUUCAUCUAUGUUUUCACUGAUGCACGGUCCAAGGAUUACCGACUCACCCAUGAGGUGCUGCAGCUUAUCCAACAGAAACAGUCUCAAGUGGUCUUUGUGCUCACUGGAGAUUGUGAUGACAGGAACCAUAUUGGAUAUAAAGUCUAUGAAGAAAUUGCCUCUACAAGUUCUGGUCAAGUCUUCCACCUGGAUAAAAAACAAGUUAAUGAGGUGCUAAAAUGGGUUGAAGAAGCAGUGCAGUCCUCCAAAGUUCAUCUCUUAUCCACAGAUCAUUUGGAACAGGCUGUAAACACUUGGCAAAUUCCUUUUGAUCCCAGCCUAAAAGAGGUUACUGUGUCUCUUAGCGGCCCUUCUCCAGUGAUUGAAAUUCGCAAUCCUUUAGGGAAGCUGAUAAAGAAGGGAUUUGGCCUCAAUGAGCUGUUAAAUAUCCACAACUCUGCCAAGGUGGUGAAUGUAAAAGAGCCAGAGGUUGGAAUGUGGACAGUGAAGACCUCAAGCAGUGGAAGACACUCUGUUCGUAUCACUGGCCUCAGUACUAUUGAUUUCCGAGCUGGCUUUUCCCGAAAGCCCACACUGGACUUCAAAAAAACAGUCAGCAGGCCGGUGCAAGGAAUACCUACCUAUGUGCUGCUGAAUACUUCUGGAAUUUCUGUUCCAGCUAGAGUAGAUCGUCUGGAACUUCUGAGCAUCUCAGGCAGUCCUCUUAAGACUGUUCCUGUUAAAUAUUACCCUGACCGAAAACCUUAUGGCAUAUGGAAUAUUUCUGACUUCAUUCCCCCAAAUGAAGCCUUCUUUCUCGAAGUAACAGGCUAUGAUAAAGAUGGUUAUCUCUUCCAAAGAGUGUCAAGUGUUUCCUUUUCUAGUAUUGUUCCAGAUGUUCCCAAAGUUACAAUGCCUGAGAAAACCCCAGGAUACUACCUGCAGCCGGGCCAAAUUCCCUGCUCUGUUGAGAGUCUUUUGCCAUUUAGCUUGAGUUUUGUUAGAAAUGGAGUUACACUUGGAGUAGAUCAAUAUUUAAAAGAGUCUGCCAGCCUGAGCUGGGAUAUUGAAAACGUCACUCUGUCCGAUGAAGGCUCCUAUGAGUGCAUCGCUGUCAGCAGUGCAGGGACUGGAAGGGCACAGACUUUUUUUGAUGUAUCAGAGCCCCCACCAGUCAUCCAAGUGUCCAAUAAUGUUACAGUCAUUCCUGGAGAAAGAGCAGUUCUGACCUGUCUCGUCAUCAGUGCAGUAGAUUACAAUCUAACCUGGCAGAGGAACGGCAGAGAUGUCAGGCUGGCAGACCCAGCAAGAAUGAGAACCUUGGCUAACCUCUCGUUGGAGCUCAGCGGUGUGAAAUUCAGUGAUGCUGGGGAGUAUCACUGUGUGGCUUCCAAUGAAGGAGGAGCAUCAGCUGCUUCCGUUUUCCUCAUAGUGCAAGAACCUCCCAAAGUCACUGUGAUGCCCAAGAAUCAGUCUUUCACAGGAGGGUCUGAGGUCUCCAUCGUGUGUUCUGCAACAGGUUAUCCCAAGCCAAAGAUCACCUGGACCAUUAAUGAUAUGUUUAUCAUGGGUUCACACAGGUAUAGGAUGACCUCAGAAGGUACCUUAUUUAUAAAAAAUGCAGUUCCCAAAGAUGCAGGGAUCUAUGGUUGCCUGGCAAGUAAUUCAGCUGGAACAGAUAAACAGAUGUCUACCCUCAGAUACAUUGAAGCUCCAAAGUUGACUGUAGUACAGAGUGAGCUUUUGGUUGCCCUUGGGGAUACAGCAGUUAUGGAAUGUAAAACCUCUGGCAUCCCUCUACCUCAAGUUAAAUGGUUCAAAGGGGAUCUUGAGCUGAGGCCCUCAACAUUCCUCAUGAUUGACCCUUUCUUGGGACUUUUGAAGAUUCAAGAAAUACAAGACCUGGAUGCUGGUGAUUAUAUGUGUGUAGCCAUCAAUGAUGCUGGAAGAGCAACUAGCAAGAUAACUCUGGAUGUUGGCUCACCUCCAGUUUUCAUACAAGAACCUACUGACGUGUCUAUGGAAAUCGGCUCAAAUGUGACAUUACCUUGCUAUGUUCAGGGUUAUCCAGAACCAAGGAUCAAAUGGCGAAGAUUAGACAACAUGCCGAUUUUCUCAAGACCCUUUUCAGUUAGUUCCAUCAGCCAACUAAAAACAGGAGCCCUCUUUAUUUUAAACUUAUGGGCGAAUGAUAAAGGAACCUAUAUUUGUGAAGCUGAAAAUCAGUUUGGAAAGAUCCAGUCCCAGACAACAAUAACAGUGACAGGACUUGUUGCUCCACUUAUUGGAAUCAGCCCUUCGGUGAUUAGUGUAAUUGAAGGACAACAGCUUACCUUGCCUUGUACCCUAUUGGCUGGAAAUCCGAUUCCAGAACGUCAGUGGAUUAAAAACUCUGCCACGUUGGUCCCAAAUCCCUACAUCACUGUGCGCAAUGAUGGGAGUCUCCACAUUGAGAGAGUGAGCCUUCAGGAUGGAGGUGAAUAUACCUGUGUGGCUAGUAACGUUGCUGGAACCAGUAACAAAACUACCACUGUGGAUGUACACGUUCUGCCAACUAUUCAGCAUGGCCAGCAGAUACUCAGAACAAUUGAAGGUGUUCCCAUAACUUUACCUUGUAAAGCAAGUGGAAUUCCCAAACCUUCUAUCGUCUGGUCCAAGAAAGGAGAGCUGAUUUUGACCAGCAGUGCUAAGUUUUCGGCUGGGCCUGAUGGUAGCCUGUAUGUGGUGUCCCCAGGAGGAGAGGAGAGUGGGGAAUACCUCUGCACAGCCUCCAACGCCGCCGGCUAUGCCAAAAGGAAAGUGCAGCUGACAGUCUAUGUAAGGCCCAGAGUGUUUGGAGAUCAACGAGGGCUGUCCCAGGAUAAACCAGUAGAGAUCUCAGUCAUUGCAGGGGAAGAGGUGACUCUCCCAUGUGAAGUGAAGAGUUUACCUCCACCCGUAAUCACGUGGGCCAAGGAAACCCAACUCAUCUCUCCAUUCUCUCCAAGGCACAUGUUCCUCCCUUCUGGUUCAAUGAAGAUCACUGAGACCCGCGUUUCAGAUAGUGGGAUGUAUCUUUGUGUUGCCACAAAUAUUGCUGGGAAUGUGACUCAGUCUGUUAAAUUAAAUGUCCAUGUUCCUCCAAAGAUACAGCGAGGUCCUAAACUUCUGAAAGUACAAGUCGGUCAAAGAAUGGAUCUUCCAUGUAAUGCCCAAGGGACACCUCUUCCUGUGGUCACCUGGUUUAAAGGUGGAAGUGCUGUGCUGGUUGAUGGGGUGCAGCAGAGUAGCAGUCCACAUGGAACCUUAAGAAUUGACCAAGCCGUGCUCUCAGAUUCUGGCAUAUAUUCAUGUGUUGCUACUAAUGUAGCAGGCAGUGAUGAAACAGAGAUCACGCUACAUGUCCAAGAACCACCUACACUGGAAGAUCUUGAACCUCCAUAUAACACUCCAUUCCAAGAAAGAGUGGCCAAUCAACGCAUUGCAUUGCCAUGUCCUGCAAAAGGUACCCCCAAACCAAUCAUCAAAUGGUUGCAUAACAGUAGAGAGCUGACAGGCAGAGAACCUGGUAUUUCCAUCUUGGAUGAUGGCGCCUUGUUGGUUAUUGCAUCUGUUACGCCAUUUGACAAUGGGGAGUACGUCUGUGUGGCAGUCAAUGAAGCUGGAACCACAGAAAGAAAAUAUAACCUCAAAGUCCUUGUUCCUCCAGUAAUUAAAGAUACAGAACAAGUGACAAAUGUGUCAGUGUUGGUAAAUCAGCAGACCAGUCUCCUUUGUGAAGUUGAAGGCACUCCAUCUCCCGUCAUUAUGUGGUAUAAAGAGGAUAUCCAGGUGACCAAAAGCAGCACUAUUCAGAUUAUGAACAAUGGGAACAUACUAAAGCUCUUCAAAGCCACUCCAGAGCAUGCAGGAAGAUAUUCCUGCAAAGCAAUUAAUAUAGCUGGCACUUCUCAGAAGUAUUUUCACCUUGAUGUGCUAGUUCCACCCACCAUAAUAGGUGCCAGCUCCCCAAGUGAAGUCUCAGUUGUCCUCAACCAUGACACCACUCUUGAAUGCCAGGUCAAAGGCACUCCCUUCCCUGUUAUUCACUGGUUCAAAGAUGGCAAGCCUUUAUAUUUGGGAGAUCCAAAUAUUGAACUUCUAGACAGAGGACAAGUUUUACAUCUAAAGAAUGUACGAAGAAGUGACAAGGGGCGCUACCAGUGUACUGUUUCUAAUGCAGCUGGCAAGCAAGUCAAGGAUAUAAAACUGACUAUCCAUAUUCCACCCAGUAUUAAAGGAGGGAAUGUCACCACAGAAAUAUCAGCACUGAUAAACAGCAUAAUUAAACUGGAAUGUGAAACACGGGGACUUCCCGUGCCUGUCAUUCUUUGGUAUAAGGAUGGCCAGCCAGUCAUAUCCAGCUCACAAGCACUUUAUGUUGAUAAUGGACAAAUUCUUCAGAUUCCUCGAGCACAGAUUGCUGAUUCAGCAACAUAUGUGUGUCAUGCUACCAAUGUUGCUGGAACUGCUGAAAAAUCAUUCCAGGUGGAAAUCUAUGUUCCCCCAGUGAUUGAAGGUGACUUGGCUACACCUUUGAAAAAGCAAGUGAUUAUUGCUCAUUCCCUAACACUGGAGUGUAAAGCUGCUGGCAAUCCUCCUCCUGUACUCACCUGGUUAAAAGAUGGUAUACCUGUGAAAGCCAGUGACCAUAUCCACAUAGAAGCUGGUGGGAAGAAACUCAAAAUCAUCAAUGCUCAAGAAGUCAAUCGGGGACAGUAUGUAUGUGUGGCUACCAGUGUGGCAGGAGAAAGGGAAAUCAAAUAUGAAGUUGAUGUCUUAGUGCCACCAGCUAUAGAAGGAGGACAUGAAACAUCCUACUUCAUUGUGAUGGUUAAUAAUUUACUGGAGCUAGAUUGUCAAGUGCUAGGCUCACCCCCACCAACUAUCAUGUGGCUGAAGGAUGGUCAGCCAGUUGACGAAAGGGAUGGAGUCAAGAUUUUACCAAAUGGGCAUAAACUUAUUAUUGCCCAGGUUCAAGUGUCAGACACUGGUCUUUAUCGGUGUGUGGCAACCAACACUGCUGGAGAUCAUGAAAAGGAAUUUGAAGUGACUGUUCAUGUUCCUCCAACAAUCAAAUCCUCAGGCCUUUCAGAGAGAGCCGUGGUGAAAUUCAAGCCUAUCACCUUGCAAUGCAUAGCCAACGGCAUUCCAAAUCCGUCCAUUACCUGGUUAAAAGAUAGCCAACCUGUGAACACAGCCCAAGGAAACUACAAAAUACAGUCAUCUGGUCGAGUUCUUCAAGUUGCCAAAGCCAUGUUGGAAGAUGCUGGCAGAUUCACAUGUGUGGCUACCAAUGCGGCUGGAGAAACACAACAGCACAUUCUAUUGCAUGUGCAUGAACCACCCAGUCUGGAGGAUUCAGGGAAGAUGCUGAAUGAGACCGUGGUGGUAAACAACCCCAUCCAGCUGGAGUGUAAGGCAGCUGGAAAUCCUGUGCCUGCUAUUACAUGGUUCAAAGAUAAUCGUCCAUUGUCAGGUACCACAAGUGUGACUUUCUUGAACAGAGGACAGAUCGUUAGUAUCGAAAGUGCUCAGAUCUCAGAUGCUGGCAUAUAUAAAUGUGUGGCCAUUAACUCAGCUGGAGCUACAGAGUUAUUUUACAGUCUGCAGGUUCAUGUGCCCCCAUCUAUUUCUGGCAGCAAUAACAUGGUAGCAGUGGUGGUUAAUAAUCUGGUGAGAUUAGAAUGUGAAGCCAGAGGUAUCCCCGCCCCAAGUCUGACCUGGUUAAAAGAUGGGAGCCCUGUCUCUAGUUUCUCUAAUGGAAUACAGGUUCUCUCUGCGGGUCGAAUCCUGGCACUGACCAGUGCACAAAUCAGUGAUACAGGGAGAUACACCUGUGUGGCAGUGAAUGCUGCUGGGGAGAAACAAAGGGACAUCGACCUCAGAGUUUUUGUUCCACCAAACAUUGUGGGGGAAGAACAGAAUGUCUCUGUGCUUGUUAGCCAAGCUGUGCAGUUGCUGUGUGAGGGCGAUGCUGUUCCACCACCCACUCUGACUUGGUUAAAAGACGGCCGCCUUUUGCUGAAGAAACCAGGCUUCACUAUCUCUGAAAAUGGGAGUGUGUUGAAGAUUGAAGAUGCUCAGGUUCAAGACACUGGUCGUUAUACUUGUGAGGCAACAAAUGUUGCUGGGAAAACUGAGAAAAACUAUAAUGUCAACAUUUGGGUGCCACCAAAUAUUUAUGAUUCUCAUGAACUUGCUCAACUUACAGUUAUAGAAGGAAACCUCAUUAGUCUGUUGUGUGAAUCCAGUGGUAUCCCACCCCCAAGUCUCAUUUGGAAGAAGAAAGAUUCCCCAGUGCUGGCUGAUUCUAUGGGGCAUGUCAGAAUUUUAUCUGGAGGCAGGCAGUUACAGAUUUCAAUUGCUAAAAAGUCUGAUACAGGGCUCUAUACAUGUGUGGCAUCCAAUGUGGCUGGAACUGCAAAAAAAGACUAUAAUCUGAAAGUUUACACUCGCCCAACCAUAUCCAGCAGUGGCAGCCACCCUACAGACAUUAUUGUGACUCAAGGGAAGAGUAUUUCCUUGGAGUGUGAGGUGCAGGGUAUUCCUCAACCAGCAGUGACGUGGAUGAAAGAUGGCCGCCCCUUGGCCAAGGGAAGGGGUGGGGAAAUACUGGAUGAAGGUCACAUCCUUCAGCUGAAGAACGUUCACAUUUCUGACACAGGCCGCUAUGUGUGUGUGGCUGUGAAUGUGGCAGGAAUGGCUGACAGAAAAUAUGACCUAAGUGUCCACGCCCCUCCGAACAUCAUAGGAAACCAUGGCAUACCUGAAAAUAUUAGUGUGGUGGAAAAGAAUUCAGUGUCCUUGACUUGUGAAGCUUCAGGAAUUCCCUUGCCUUCAAUUACCUGGCUUAAAGAAGGGUGGCCCAUCAACCUUAGCAGUUCUGUGAGGAUUCUUUCAGGAGGUAGGACUCUACGGUUGAUGCAGACCAGAAUAGAAGAUGCUGGCCGUUAUACUUGUAUCGUAAGGAAUACAGCUGGAGAAGAAAGAAAAAUUUUUGGACUUUCAGUAUUAGUACCACCUCAUAUUGUAGGUGAGAAUAUAUUAGAAGACUUGAAGGUAAAAGAGAAACAGGGCAUUACACUGACUUGUGAAGUGACAGGGAAUCCAGUGCCAGAAAUAACAUGGCACAAAGAUGGGCAGCUUCUCCAAGAAGAUGAGAGCCACCACAUUAUGUCUGGUGGCCGUUUUCUUCAAAUUACCAAUGCCCAAAUGUCACACACUGGGAGGUAUACAUGUUUGGCUUCUAACACAGCUGGUGACAAAAGCAAAAGUUUCAGUCUUAAUGUGUUUGUAUCUCCUACAAUUGCUGGUGUAGACAGUGAUGGCAGUCCUGAAGAUGUCACUGUUAUCCUUAACAGCCCCACAUCUUUGGUCUGUGAAGCUUACUCUUAUCCUCCAGCUACAAUUACCUGGUUUAAGGAUGGAGCUCCUUUAGAAUCUAACCAAAAUAUUCGGAUUCUUCCAGGAGGUAGAACUCUGCAGAUCCUAAAUGCACAAGAGGACAAUGCUGGAAGAUACUCUUGUGUAGCCACUAAUGAGGCUGGGGAAAUGAUAAAGCACUAUGAAGUGAAGGUCUACAUUCCACCCAUAAUCAAUAAAAGUGACCUCUUGGGGCCAGGUCUUUCUCCUAAAGAAGUGAAGAUCAAAGUAAACAACACCCUAACCUUGGAAUGUGAGGCCUAUGCAAUUCCUUCUGCUUCCCUCAGCUGGUACAAGGAUGGACAGCCCCUAAAAUCAGACAAUCAUGUUCAUAUUACUGCAAAUGGACACAGACUUCAAAUAAAGGAGGCUCAACUAUCAGACACUGGACGGUACACUUGUGUAGCAUCUAACAUCGCAGGUGAAGAUGAACUGGAUUUCGAUGUGAAUAUACAAGUUCCUCCAAGUUUUCAGAAACUCUGGGAAAUAGGAAACAUGCUGGUCACAGGCAGAAGUGGGGAAGCCAAAGAUGUGGUCAUCAACAACCCCAUUUCUCUCUACUGUGAGACAAAUGCCGCACCUCCUCCUACUCUGACGUGGUACAAAGAUGGUCAUCCUCUAACCUCGAGUGACAGAGUAUUAAUUUUACCAGGGGGGCGGGUGCUGCAGAUUCCCCGCACUAAAGUAGAAGAUGCUGGGAAAUACACAUGUGUGGCUGUGAAUGAGGCUGGAGAAGAUUCCCUUCAAUAUGAUGUCCGUGUUCUCUUGCCGCCAAUUAUCAAGGGAGCAAACAGUGAUCUCCCUGAAGAGGUCACUGUGCUGGUGAACAGGAAUAUGCUGAUGGAAUGUUCAUCCAGUGGCAGACCAGCACCAAGGAAUUCCUGGCAAAAAGAUGGACAACCCUUGCUAGAAGAUGACCAUCAUAAAUUUCUAUCCAAUGGAAGAAUUCUGCAGAUUCUAAAUGCCCAAAUAACAGAUAUCGGCAGAUAUGUGUGUGUUGCUGAGAACACAGCUGGAAGUGCCAAAAAAUAUUUUAAUCUCAAUGUUCAUGUUCCUCCAAGUGUCAUUGGUCCUAACCCUGAAAAUCUGACUGUUGUGGUGAACAAUUUCAUCUCUUUGACCUGUGAGUUCUCCGGGAUCCCCCCUCCUGAUCUCAGCUGGCUCAAGAAUGAACAACCCAUCAACCCAAAUACAAACAUUCUCAUUGUGCCUGGUGGUCGAACGCUACAAAUUCUUCGGUCCAAAACAUCUGAUGAUGGCGAAUAUACAUGUAUAGCUAUCAACCAAGCUGGUGAAAGCAAGAAAAAAGUUUCCCUGACUGUUUAUGUACCCCCAAGCAUUAAAGAUGGUGGCAGUGAAUCUGUUUCUGUAGUUAAUGUAAGGGAGGGAACCUCGGUGUCACUGGAGUGCGAAUCCAACGCUGUCCCACGCCCAGUCGUCACCUGGUAUAAGAACGGCCGAAUGCUCACCGAGUCUGCUCACUUGGAAGUUUUAGCAGAUGGACAAAGGCUGCAAGUCAAGAAAGCUGAGGUAUCUGACACAGGCCAGUAUGUAUGUAGAGCUAUAAAUGUAGCAGGACGGGAUGAUAAAAAUUUCCACCUCAAUGUAUAUGUACUGCCCAGUAUCGAAGGACCUGAAAAAGAAGUGGUUGUUGAGACGAUCAGCAAUCCUGUGACCCUAACAUGUGAUGCCACUGGAAUUCCACUCCCCACCAUAUCAUGGUUAAAGAACUACAAACCCAUGGAGAAUUCUGACUCACUUGAAGUUCAUAUUUUGUCUGGAGGUGGCAAACUCCAAAUUGCCCGGUCUCAGCUUUCAGACAGUGGAAACUAUACAUGCAUUGCCUCAAAUAUUGAGGGAAAAGCACAGAAAAAUUACAUUCUCUCAAUUCAAGUUCCUCCAAGUGUUGCUGGUGCAGAAAUGCCAAGUGAAGUCAGUGUCCUUCUAGGGGAAAAUCUUGAGCUGGUCUGCAAUGCAAACGGCAUUCCCACCCCAGUUAUUCAAUGGCUUAGAGACGGAAAGCCCCUAAACAGCGGAAAGCCCAUAACCAGUGGUGAAACAGAAAGAAUCUGGGUGACUCCAGAUGGCAGCACAUUAAACAUUUACGGAGCUCUCACAGCUGACAUGGGGAAAUACACAUGUGUUGCUACUAAUCCCGCUGGAGAAGAAGACCGAAUUUUUAACUUGAAUGUCUAUGUUCCACCUGUAAUUAAAGGUAAAAAAAAAGAAGCAGAGAAAAUAAUGGCUUCGUUGGGUACUUCAAUAAAUAUUGAAUGUAGAGCCACAGGAACACCUCUACCCCAGAUAAACUGGUUAAAGAAUGGACUUCCUCUGCCUCUCUCCUCCCAUAUUCGGUUACUAUCGGGAGGGCAGGUCAUAAGGAUUGUGAGAGCUCAGGUAUCUGAUGUUGGAGUGUACACUUGUGUGGCCUCCAACAGAGCUGGGAUGGAUAAUAAGUAUUACAGCCUUCAAGUUUUUGUGCCACCAAGUAUGGACAAUGCAAUGGGAACAGAGGAAAUCAUGAUUGUCAAAGGCAGUCCUACCUCUAUGACGUGCUUUGCAGAUGGAACUCCACCUCCCAGUAUGUCCUGGCUGAAAGACGGCCAACGUCUGGCACUCGAUGCCCAUUUGACAACAAGUAAUCAAGGAAUGGUCCUUCAGCUCAUCAAAGCAGACACGGAAGAUUCUGGAAGAUUCACUUGUGUUGCCUCAAAUGAAGCUGGAGAAGUCACUAAACACUUCAUUCUGAAGGUCCUAGAACCACCUCAUAUUGAUAGAUCUGAAGAACCUGAAGAGAUAUCAGUGAUUGUUAGUAAUCCAUUUGAACUUACCUGCACUGCUUCUGGAAUCCCAGCUCCUAAAAUUAUGUGGAUGAAAGAUGGACGGCCUCUUCCACAGAUAGAUCAGGUGCAAACUCUAGGAGGGGGAGAGGUUCUUCAAAUAUCUAGUGCUCAAGUGGAGGACACAGGAAGGUAUACAUGUCUGGCAUCCAGCCCUGCAGGAGAUGAUGAUAAAGAAUAUUUAGUGAGAGUCCAUGUACCCCCUAAUAUUGCUGGAAUUGAUGAGCCUCAGGAUUUCACUGUGUUACGAAACAGACAAGUGACAUUGGAAUGCAAAUCAGAUGCAGUGCCCCCACCUAUAAUAACCUGGCUCAAAAAUGGGAAACAGUUACAGGCAACACCUCGAGUGCGAAUCCUAUCUGGAGGGAGAUACUUGCAAAUUAAUAAUGCAGAUCUAGGUGAUACAGCCAAUUAUACCUGUGUUGCCAGCAACAUUGCAGGAAAGACUACAAGAGAAUUUAUUCUCACUAUAAAUGUUCCUCCAAGCAUAAAGGGUGGCCCCCAGAGCCUUGUCAUUCACUUAAAUAAGUCAAUUAUAUUGGAAUGCUUCGCGGAAGGUGUGCCAACUCCAAGAAUAACGUGGAGAAAGGAUGGAACUGUUCUAGCUGGGAAUCAUGCAAGAUACUCUAUCCUGGAAAACGGAUUCCUUCAUAUCCAGUCAGCACAUGUCACCGACUCUGGGCGGUAUUUGUGUAUGGCUACCAAUGCUGCUGGAACAGAUCGCCGGCGAAUAGAUUUACAGGUCCAUGUUUCUCCAUCAAUUGCUCCGGGUAUUAACAACAUAACUGUAACAGUAAAUGUUCAAACUACUCUGGCUUGUGAGGCUACUGGAAUACCCAAACCAUCAGUCACAUGGAGGAAAAAUGGGCAUCUUCUUAAUGUGGAUCAAAAUCAGAAUUCAUACAGGCUCCUAUCUUCAGGUUCACUAGUAAUUAUUUCCCCCUCUGUGGAUGACACUGCAGCCUAUGAGUGCACUGUGACAAAUGAUGCUGGAGAGGAUAAGAGAACCGUGGAUCUCACUGUACAAGUUCCACCUUCUAUAGCUGAUGAGCCUAUGGACUUCCUAGUAACAAAACAUACCCCAGCAGUAAUUACCUGCACUGCUUUAGGAGUUCCAGUCCCCUCAAUUCACUGGACCAAAAAUGGUAUAAGACUGCUUCCCAGGGGAGAUGGCUACAGAAUUCUUUCUUCAGGAGCAAUUGAAAUAUCUGCCACCCAAUUAGACCAUGCUGGAAGGUAUACUUGUGUCGCCAGGAAUGCAGCUGGUUCUGCGCAUCGACAUGUGAACUUUCGUGUCCAGGAGCCUCCAGUCAUUCAGCCUCAGCCAAGCGAACUAGAUGUCAUUCUAAACAAUGCCAUUUUAUUACCAUGUGAAGCAACAGGGAUACCCAGUCCUUUCAUUUCUUGGCAAAAAGAAGGCAUCAAUGUCAUCACUUCAGGGAAAAAACAUGCAGUUCUUCCUAAAGGUGGCUUGCAGAUCUCCAGAGCCGUGAGAGAAGAUGCUGGUACUUACAUGUGUGUGGCUCAGAAUUCAGCUGGUACGGCCUUGGGCAAAAUCAAGUUAAAUGUUCAAGUCCCUCCAGCCAUUAGCCCCCAUCCGAAGGAACAUGUCAUUGUUGUGGAUAAACCCAUCACGCUACCAUGUGAGGUAGAUGGCCUACCACCCCCUGAUAUUACAUGGCAUAAAGACGGGCAUGCAAUUUUGGAAUCACUCCGCCAGCGCAUCCUCAGCUCUGGGGCUCUGCAAAUAGCAUUUGUGCAGCCUGGCGACGCAGGCCAGUACACGUGCUUGGCAGCUAAUGUGGCGGGAUCUAGCAGCACCUCCACCAAGCUCACCGUCCAUGUACCACCCAGAAUCCGUAGUACAGAAGUACAUUACACGGUCAAUGAGAAUUCACAAGCCGUUCUUCCAUGCAUAGCUGAUGGAAUCCCCACACCAGCAAUUAACUGGAAGAAAGACAAUGUUCUUUUAGCUGACUUGUUAGGAAAAUACACUGCUGAGCCAUAUGGACAACUCAUUUUGAAAAAUGCUGUGCCGGAAGAUUCUGGCACCUAUACCUGUGUUGCUAACAAUGAUGCAGGUGAAGACACACACACCAUCAGCCUGACUGUACAUGUUCUCCCCACUUUUACUGAACUUCCUGGAGAUGUGUCAUUAAAUAAAGGAGAACGGCUACAAUUAAGCUGUAAAGCAACUGGUGUCCCAUUGCCCAAGUUAACAUGGACCUUCAAUAAUAAUAUUAUUCCAGCUCACUUUGACAGUGUCAGCGGACACAGUGAACUUGUUAUUGAAAGGGUGUCAAAAGAGGAUUCAGGCACUUAUGUGUGCACUGCAGAGAACAGUGUUGGUUUUGUGAAAGCAAUUGGAUUUGUUUAUGUAAAAGAACCUCCAGUCUUCAAAGGUGAUUACCCUUCUAACUGGAUUGAGCCACUUGGUGGUAAUGCAAUCCUGAAUUGUGAGGUGAACGGAGACCCAGUCCCAAGCAUCCACUGGAGUAGAAAGGGGGUGGAAAUUGAAAUUAGCCACAGAAUCCGGCAGCUUGGCAAUGGCUCCCUGGCCAUCUACGGCACUGUAAAUGAAGAUGCUGGUGACUAUACAUGUGUAGCUACCAAUGAAGCUGGGGUGGUGGAGCGCAGCAUGAGUCUGACCCUGCAAAGUUCUCCUAUUAUAACUCUUGAGCCAGUGGAAACUGUUAUUAAUGCUGGUGGCAAAGUCAUAUUGAAUUGUCAGGCAACUGGAGAGCCUCGUCCAACCAUUACAUGGUCCCGUCAAGGGCAACCCAUUCCUUGGGAUAACAGAGUUAAUGUGUUGUCCAACAAUUCAUUUUAUAUUGCUGCUGCUCAUCAAGAAGAUACCUCUGAAUAUGAAUGUGUUGCUCGAAAUUUGAUGGGUUCUGUCCUUGUCAGAGUGCCUGUCACAGUCCAGGUUCAUGGUGGAUUUUCCCCCUGGUCUGCAUGGAGGUCCUGCAGUGCCACCUGUGGAAAAGGCAUCCAAAAGAGGAGUCGUCUCUGCAACAACCCCCUUCCAGCCAAUGGUGGGAAGUUUUGCCAAGGGUCAGAUUCAGAAGUGAAAAACUGUCAAAAUAAGCCAUGUCCAGUGGAUGGUAGCUGGUCAGAAUGGAGUCCUUGGGAAGAAUGCACAAGGAGCUGUGGACAUGGCAAUCGAACCAGGACCAGAACUUGCAAUAAUCCAACAGCUCAACAUGGUGGGCAGCCUUGUGAAGGGAGUGCUGUGGAAAUAAUCAUGUGCAACAUUAGACCUUGCCCAGUUCAUGGAGCAUGGAACGCUUGGCAGCCUUGGGACACAUGCAGCAAAAGCUGUGGGAAAGGUACCCAGACAAGAACACGGCUAUGCAAUAACCCACCACCAUCCUUUGACGGGUCCUACUGUGCUGGAGCAGAAACACAGAUGCAAGUUUGCAGUGAAAGACACUGUCCAGUUGAUGGCAAGUGGGCGACUUGGUCCAGCUGGAGCACCUGUGCUGUGUCCUGCGGAGGAGGUGCCAGACGGAGAACGAGGGACUGCUCGGACCCAGCACCCCAGGAUGGAGGAAGCAGAUGUGAAGGGACUGAUGUCCAGAGUGAUUUUUGCAAUAAUGAUCCUUGUCCAACUCAUGGUAACUGGAGUCCCUGGAGUGGCUGGGAAAUGUGCAGCCGGACGUGUAAUGGAGGGCAGAUGCGGCGGCACCGCACAUGCGACAACCCGCGUCCCUCCAGUGGAGGAAGAGCUUGUGUGGGGCCUGACUCUCAGAUCCAGAGGUGCAACACCGACACGUGUCCCGUGGAUGGAAGUUGGGGAAACUGGCAUAGUUGGAGCAGGUGUUCUGCCUCUUGUGGAGGAGGUGAAAAGACUCAGACACGGCUGUGCAACAACCCAGUGCCAUCUAAAAGUGGUCGCCCCUGUCCAGGAGAUGCUACUCAGGUAUCCAGAUGCAAUAUACAAGCAUGUCCAGGUGGGCCACAGCGAGCCAGAGGAAGUGUUAUUGGAAAUAUUAAUGAUGUUGAAUUUGGAAUUGCUUUCCUUAAUGCCACAGUAACAGAUAGCCCUAACUAUGAUUCUAAAAUAAUUCAUGCCAAAAUUACCAAUGUGCCUCGCAGCCUUGGCCCAGCAAUGAGAAAAAUAGUUUCCAUUCUAAAUCCCAUUUACUGGACAACAGCAAAGGAAAUAGGAGAGGCUGUCAAUGGCUUUACCCUUACCAAUGCAGUCUUCAAAAGAGAAACCCAAGUGGAAUUUGCAACUGGAGAAAUCUUGCGAAUGACUCAUAUUGCCCGGGGCUUGGAUUCUGAUGGCACUUUGCUGCUAGAUAUCACUGUGAGCGGUCACGUCCUGCAGCUUCAGUCACCUGUUGAUGUCACCAUAAAGGAUUACACAGAGGACUACAUUCAAACAGGUCCUGGGCAGCUGCAUGCCUACUCAACACGGCUUUUCACCGUCGACGGCCUCAGCAUCCCGUACACAUGGAACCACACUGUUUUCUAUGAUCGGGCCCGAGGAAAAAUGCCUUUCUUGGUAGAAACACUCCAUGCAUCCUCUGUGGAAUCUGACUACAACCAGUUGAAAGAGACUUUGGAUUUUAAAAUCCAUUCUUCAAUUUCCAAAGGAGAUCGCAGUAACCAGUGUCCCUCUGGGUUCGCUUUAGACACUGUUGGACCUUUCUGCGCUGAUGAAGAUGAAUGUGCAGCCUGGAAUCCCUGCUCCCACAGCUGCCACAAUGCCAUGGGAACCUAUUAUUGCUCCUGCCCAGAAGGCCUCACCAUAGCAGCAGAUGGAAGAAUGUGUCAAGAUAUUGAUGAGUGUGCUUUGGGUGGGCACAGCUGCCAUGCUGGUCAGGACUGCGACAACACCAUUGGAUCCUAUCGCUGUGUGGUCCCUUGUGGAAUUGGCUUUCGGAGAACCUCUGAUGGGCUGAGUUGUCAAGAUAUUAAUGAAUGCCAAGAAUCCAGCCCCUGUCACCAGCGCUGCUUUAAUACUAUAGGAAGUUUCCACUGUGGAUGUGAACCUGGGUAUCAGCUCAAAGGCAGAAAAUGCAUGGAUGUGAAUGAAUGUAGACAGAACGUUUGCAGACCAGACCAGCUCUGCAAGAACACCCACGGCGGCUAUAAGUGCAUUGACCUUUGUCCAAACGGGAUGACCAAGGCUGAAAAUGGAACCUGCAUUGAUAUUGAUGAAUGUAAAGAUGGGAUCCAUCAGUGCAGAUACAACCAGAUAUGUGAGAAUAUGAGAGGCAGCUACGGUUGUAUAUGUCCAAGAGGUUAUCGGUCUCAAGGAGUUGGAAGACCCUGUUUGGACAUUAAUGAGUGUGAACAAGUGCCUAAACCUUGUGCACAUCAGUGCUCCAACACUCCCGGCAGCUUCAAGUGUAUCUGUCCACCAGGACAACAUUUAUUAGGGGACGGGAAAUCUUGCGCUGGAUUGGAGAGGCUGCCAAAUUAUGGUACUCAGUACAAUAGUUAUAACCUUGCCCGGUUCUCCCCUAUGAGAAACAACUAUCAACCUCAGCAGCAUUACAGACAAUACUCACAUCUCUACAGCUCCUACUCAGAGUAUAGAAACAGCAGAACAUCUCUCUCCAGGACUAGAAGGACUAUUAGAAAAAUUUGCCCUGAAGGCUCUGAGGCAAGACAUGACACAUGUGUAGAUAUUGAUGAAUGUGAAAAUAGAGACACCUGCCAGCAUGAAUGUAAAAAUACCUUUGGAAGCUAUCAGUGUCUCUGCCCACCUGGCUAUCAACUCAUGCUGAAUGGAAAGACAUGCCAAGAUGUUGACGAGUGUCUGGAGCAGAAUGUGCUCUGUGGGGUGAAUCGCAUGUGCUUCAACAUGAGAGGAAGCUACCAGUGCAUCGACACGCCCUGUCCACCCAACUACCAGCGGGAUCCUCUUUCAGGGUUCUGCCUCAAGAACUGUCCACCCAAUGAUUUGGAAUGUGCCUUGAGCCCAUAUGCCCUGGAGUACAAAUUUGUCUCCCUCCCAUUUGGAAUAGCUGCCAAUCAAGAUUUAAUCCGGCUGGUUGCAUACACGCAGGAUGGAGUGAUGCAUCCCAGGACAAGUUUCAUCAUGGUAGAUGAGGAACAGACUGUUCCCUUUGCCUUAAGGGAUGAAAACCUGAAGGGAGUGGUGUAUACCACGCGGCCACUACGAGAAGCAGAGACCUACCGCAUGAGGGUUCGAGCCUUAUCCUACAGUGCCAGUGGGACCAUUGAGUAUCAGACCACAUUCAUAGUGUAUAUAGCUGUGUCUGCCUAUCCAUACUAAGAAGCUCUCCAAAGCCUCAUCCAUGUAUUUCAACUGCAUUAAUCAUGGAAAGCCAAUCCCCUUCCAUAUUACUGUCUCCUGAACUGUUGCAAUCUUGGCGACUUGAAAAUGGUGCUAUGCUUUGUGUUAUGUGCCUUCCUUGAUACUGCUGAGGUAUUUUCGUUAUCCUACCAUGAUUAUAUCUUUUAAUAAGUCUAGAAAAGUCCCUUAUUGUUUUCUUUAUUUAUUACACUGGAGCAGUUACUUCCCAAAAAUUGUUCUGAACACCUAACAGGACACAUUAGCAAUGUUUUAUAGUAGCUUAGUAGCUAGGAUCAUUUUCCUUGAAAAAACAAAACAAAGCCAAAAUAACCUAAGUGAAAGCCAAGUAGAUUUUUGAGCAUUUGACCAUUUUUAAAAUAAUAAAACUUGUUGCUAUUGCUUUGAUCAAACUUUUGCAAUAGCUUAUGAAAAUACCUUUUUUUUAGGUAUUGAUACUUUGUGAUGGGACUUAUGUAGUUGUUUUCAUCUAAUGGGAAAAAAUGAAACACCACUCAUUUUAGAAAAAUAGCACAGCCACUAGAAGGUUUAUUCAAUCUCAAAUGGUACUUACCUUGAUUGAAUGUGGAAAAUAAGGAUAUUAUUCUCAUUGAUUUUGUGAAAUCAGCUGAACCACUUAUGAUAAAAAAUAUAUAUAUAUAUUACUUUGCCCUAAAAUGAUUAUUCCUAGCAUGGAUCUUUUCUCUAAGAUUUUGAGAUCACCUUCCCUUCAGUUAGCUCCAAAACUUUUACAUUCCAGCAUUUUUAAAAAUUUCCCUGUCAGUUGAAAAUAAUUUUUAAAAUAUCAAUGGAAUAGAUCAUUUUGUCUUUCUUAAAAAUCUCGUAUGUUCAAAUUAGUGUAAAUGUUAAAUGUCAAUACACUGUACAUGGUGAAAACAGACGCUGGAAGGAAGCAAUUGCCAAGAUGUAUUCUAUUUUUAUGAAGUGUAUAUAUAUUACCUUAGUGUGUACUUUUCAUAUAAUAUCUUGUUGGACUGUUUUAUAAAAUUAUUUUCUAACAAUAAAAACAAUGUUACAAUAAAACCACCCUAAAUAAAA